Messenger RNA from Gorilla gorilla gorilla (western lowland gorilla), 3751 nucleotides. It is a transcript of the gene CCDC188, whose product is annotated as coiled-coil domain containing 188. The coding region runs from base 309 to 1517 and encodes 402 amino acids. Lineage: Eukaryota; Metazoa; Chordata; Mammalia; Primates; Hominidae. The record is from RefSeq and is a predicted model, not a curated record. The transcript has 9 exons.
AGCCCAGGAGUUGGAGGCUGCAAUGAGACACCUUGUGCCACUGCACUCCAGCCUGGGUGACAGAGCAAGACCCCUUCCCAUAAAAAGAAAGAAAGAAAGAAAACUCGCAUGGCGGGUCAGUGGGUCAGAGGCAGUGAGGUCAUCAGGUGGGGCAGCUUCAGGACCAGGUGGGAGGGGCCCAUUGUGACCUCCCUGGCUGCACCCAGGCCUUUGUGACUGUUGCCUGGGGCAGCCCCCUCAGUAAGAGGGUGGCAGGUUGGGCCAGGCCAGAGCCUGGACCUGGGAUCAGGAAGGGGUUGCAGGGAGGGAUGGAGGGGCUGAAAACCCUGGGCCCCUGCGGCCACCCCCACCCCCAGUGUCCCCCAGCCCCAGCCUCCAGCAGCCAUGGAGGAGGCCUGGACCAGCCCUGCCAGGGAUUUGUAGGGUGGCCCUGCCUGGGCCCCAUCUCCUCUGCUCACUCAGUGCAGUCCCAGAGACCUUUCCCAGUCCCAGGGGCAGGGGGCAGUGGGCCCACGGUGGAGGGCGAGGCUCCCGGGCUCUUUCUGUCCAGCCAGGAGCAGAGAGCAAGAGACACUGAAGGGCCGAGACAAGGAGACCUGGAGGCAGGGCUUGGAUGGGGCUGGCCCCUGCACCCAGGGUCGAACCAGGGGGCUCCCAGGCAGGGGGGAUCCAUUGGCUCAGGGCCCAGACCCUGCCCAUGCCCACCCGUGUCGCGGGAGGGAGGGGCCCUGGCCCCGCCCAGGGCAGCCCUGUCCCAGCUUCAGUGCGGGCUGCUGGGCUCUGCACAACAGUCCUUCCUGCAGCUGGAGCAGGAGAACCACAGCCUGAAAAGGCAGAACCAGGACCUUCGGGAGCAGCUGGGGGCCCUCCUGGGGCCGGGGCAGCAGUUCCUGCCCCUGUGUCCCGAACACUCAAGCUGCACUGCUCUGGCCUGGCCCCCCGACCCGGCUGUCACGCAGCCCUUGGGGAACAGGGCACCUCUGCAGCUGCUGCGGCGGGAGCUGUGCCAGGGGCAAGAGGCUUUUGUGCAGCAGUCCCAGAACGAGCUGCAGCAGAUCCGCCUGUGCUUUGAGAGGAAGAAGAUGGUCAUCACAGAGGUGUGGGACAGUGUGGCUGAGAUGCACAUGGCCCUGAACAACCAGGCCACCGGGCUCCUGAACCUCAAGAAGGACAUCCGGGGCGUGCUGGACCAGAUGGAGGACAUCCAGCUGGAGAUUCUCAGGGAGCGGGCCCAGUGCCGCACUCGAGCCAGGAAGGAGAAGCAGAUGGCAAGCAUGUCGAAAGGGAGGCCAAAGCUGGGAAGCUCCAAGGGCCUGGCAGGCCAGCUCUGGCUGCUGACCCUGAGGCUGCUGCUGGGCGCCCUGCUGGUCUGGACCGCUGCCUACGUGUACGUGGUGAACCCCACACCUUUCGAGGGGCUGGUGCCGCCCCUGCUGAGCCGUGCCACCAUCUGGAAGCUCCGGGCCCUGCUGGACCCCUUCCUGCGCCUCGAAGUGGAUGGCUUCCUGCCCUUCUAGGCCAGAGGCCCAGCGGCCCCAGCAAGGAGGCCAGGCGACCAGCACUGCCCCGGAUGCCCAGUGGCCGUGCCAGCCCCCUGCACAUUGGCACCACUGUGCACCAUCCCUACCAGAAGCUACAGAGAAGGGUGGAGGUGGGGUCUGUCCUGAGGGCUGGGCCUGUGGCUGGACAUAGAGUCAUGACAUAAGUGGCCGGUGAGCAUGUCUCUGUGGAAAUUGGGGGAGGGAUGCCCAGGCGAUCCUGCAGCGAGGGUCCCUCAGGGUGGAGACCCCAGCUCAGGGCCGGCUUCCCACCCCACACCCUACCUGCCCUCCAGAAGGCAGCCCCUCUGCACGGGGCUCUGACCCCCCAAGGCGUCUUAGGAGGGUCUCCACUGAAAGGCAACAGCAGUAAGGACUGGGGGGUCCUCAGGUCUUGCCCCCUGGGCCAGGCCCUCCCAGGGACCUCAGAGGUCAGGUUUUCAGCGCUCAACCUGCUGAUCCACUGACCUCAUGCCCCUCAUGCAACUCCCCUCCCUUCCUGGCCACCACCCUCCCUGCCCAGGUCCUGUCACCUCCCCAACCCAGGGCCCUGUCCGGUCCAGGGGACCACAUUGGUAGACAGAGCUGAUCAACACCAAAAAUUUUAUUUGGGGAAUUAAUUAGCAGGGGUACCCUUAAGAACAAUAGAGAAUGGUUUUGUGGCUUUCUCAUCCCCAAAUGGGAGAUGUAGAGCCACAGCCCAGGGUGGACCCAGGGACAGGGACCCUGUGACGGAGAAGGGCUGGCCGGAGUGCCACCCUGCCGCAGGCCGUACCACUGCUGGAGGACACAGGGCUUGGGCCUCAGGCCCUCUGAGAUCCCGCCGGCAUCGUCUCUGGGUGCAGGCAGCCCCAGUGGGGCCCAGGCGGAGCUGGCCACGACCACAGGACCUUGGUGGCAGGCAGGGGCCAAUGGCUCACCAGGCUGGUGGCUCCAGGAAGUUAAGGCAUCUGUUCAUGUGUCAGGGGAAGGGCAGGAGGAGUGCAGAGACCUUCAGGGGCAACCUGAGACUCCCCCCACCCAGCCCAACCCACGGAGGCCUGGGCUCCCCGAGGAGGAAGUGGCUUAGUCUAAAGUGCUUGGUUGGGUAGGGAGGCUGGGCAAAGGUCGUGCCGGUCCCCACAGCUCUGGGACUGACUCCCUGUGGGGUGCUGGACCCCCUGCAGCAGGUGGGGGACUCCCUGAGGUCAUGUGGACACAGGGUCUCAGGCCCUGGCAGGCUGGGAGUCUGUCAAGCUGUGGCUGGUGGAGCAGAGAGCCCAGCCCACCCCCAGCCCUGCCCCAGGGUCCACUGCAGUCUGACCUCCUGGGUCCCCAGCUGGGCUGUCCUGGGCCCCAGAGCCGCCUACUUGUCAUCCUGCUAGGGCCCCGAGAGGCUGGGGAAAAGACUGGAGGCAGCCAAGUGCAGGCGGCACAUGGCCCCGCGUGGGGGUGCCCCGGCGGCCUGGCUCCAGGGGGCCCGCAGUGGUGGGCGGUCCUCCGGGCGGCCAAGGUGGCACAGGUGCAGCCCAGGAGGCACCCAAGGCUGGCCACGCCGCCCCCAUCCACGGGUGCAGGUGCCAAUCCGCCCCCUGCGGGCCGCGGCGUCCGUGAGAGAGAAGCAGAAAGGUGGAGGUCAGCUUCGGGGCCCUACAGCCUGCACACCUCCCACGCUGGGACAGCCCCAGCCCAGGAUGUCUCAGCCCUGAACAGCUGUGCAUCCCUCACACUCCCUCAGCCCUGCCCCUGGCAAUGUGGCAGGCAGGAGAGUUCCAGCAGGUUCAGCGGCCCCCACAGGGCCCUGAGCCAGCAGGUGGCCCCUAUGCACCCCCAUUUCAUCUCCCCAAGCUCUCGGGUUCCUGGGAUCCCCUGUGGGUAGCGGCAGACCCAAAUCUUUCCCCCAAACACCCUGUCACUGCCAGAACUGAUGCAGACCCAAGGCGAGAGACCCUCACACUUCCCAGCCACAGACCAUCGGCCGCCCCCUCCUCCCAAGCCUCUGACUCAGCCCAAGUCGGCAGAAAUGCCCCUGAGGAACCCACCGACCCCUGCACACCAGACAGCAGCCACCCCCUCUUCUGAGGCCUGGCCCCUGCCCUCCCCUAACUCGGGAUCCUGCAGCAAUAGCGCUGGCCUUGCCCAAGGAAAGAAUCAAAAUAACUCUUUUUCUUUUUUUUAAUAAAAUUAUAGAUAUAUAGAUGUAGAUAUAAAAACAUAAAACAGACACAACGCAA